AUGGCGCCGAAGAAGGCGAUUUCAAGGCAAGGGAGCAGCCGCACAGCUGGUGGUGAUGCAUCUCCUCUAAGUCCCAAGAGCGAGAUCUCCGAGUUGGGUGAGGCGAGCCCCAAGUCCACCGCAUCCAAAAAGUCCUCGAAAAAGAAGGCGGCCGAGGAGGCCAAACGAAAAGCGGAAGCGCGGAAGGCGGAGCUCAAGCGACAGCAGGAAGAGGCACAAGAGCAGCUGAAAGAAACCUUAGCACUCAAGGAGCAGAUUUUGGCCAAGGCCAUGGGGGCGGCGAACGCCUGCAAUGGCUUUGUCGGCGCAGGAUUCCGACAUAGCGCCGUGGUCACCAAAGAUGGAGGCUUGGUUUGCUUUGGCACCUCUGGGCGUGGCCAGUGUGACGUGCCACAUGCCAGUGUCACUGGCUACAGGGCUUAUCACUCCGUGGCCUGCGGCCAUCUACACACGUGUGCAUCCACCGUGACGGGGCAAGUGGUGUGCUUCGGAGACGAGAGUUUCGGUCAAUGUGCGGUUCCGCCGCAUGUGCGGGGCAUUUCAGCGAUGGCUUGUGGCUUUGGCCACACCUGUGUGUUGGAUGCUCAAGGCCAGCUCCAUUGCUUUGGAGACAACCUCUACGGUCAAUGCCAAAUGCCCAUCGAGUUGGCCUCUACCACAGUGGUCGCACUCGCCGCUGGCUUCCGACACAGCUGUGCCGUGACUGCGCAGGGAGCGCUGCUGUGCUGGGGGGACAACAGCAGAGGCCAAUGUUCUGUGCCGCGCUCCUUGGACAAAGUGAGGCGUGUGGCGGCCGGUGACUUCCACACCUGUGCGAUCACGGCUGAUGGGAAACUCCAUUGCUUCGGCUCCAACGACCACGGCCAGUGCAGCGUGCCGAGUGAUGUGGAGCAUGUCAUCGCGGUGGCUGCCGGGUCCAACUUCACCGUGGCCUUCCUGUACAACGGCACUGCCUGGUCUGGUGGUUCUUGGGGUCAUGGCCAGACGGAGCUCCCAGAGGAGAUCCGCCCAGAGGCACCGCUGCCCGAGGAACCGGUGGAGUCGGAGUUCGGCGAAGAGGAGGAGGAAGUGGAGCAGGAAGAGCGCGAAGAAGAGGUGGAUGUCUCCUGUGAGGUUCACCCGACUGAAGAAAUGCCGCCGGUUCCCACGAGCCCCGACGGCACGGAGACGGAGGUCGCCUCCGAGAUGCAGAAGCGCAUGACUUCCACAUUUGGCAGCUUAGGGGAGAGCUUGGUGGAAAGCCUGGCUGCUGACCCCACCAUCAGCUCGCUGAUCAGCGAAGCCCAGGAGUCCUUGGUGGACCCGGAGGAACAAGCCACACGCAAGAUUAAGGCAUUGCUUGAUAAACUGGCAGCUGCAUGGGAGGAGGCGGAAGCCUUUGCAGCUCAAUACGUGGAUCGGUUUCGGGGCAUGGCUGCAGGAUGCCUUCACAGUUGCCUCCUCCUGAGCGAUGGGCAAUUUCUGGUGAUCGGAGACGACAGUGCCAAUCAAUGUACGCUGCCGGAGGGGCUGGUUCCCAAGGUUCCGGUCAUCGAUGAAGCAGAUUUGCCCCUCGGCGUGCUGGUCCAUAGCAAGCCCAAACUGCUGCUGCCACCGGAAGAGGUGAAUCCUGAAGGGGCUGAAGCGCCGGAGGACAGCCAGCCCGGAUGA
Messenger RNA from Durusdinium trenchii, 1650 nucleotides. The record is from the annotation of a GenBank genome assembly. NCBI's taxonomy places the organism in Eukaryota, Dinophyceae, Suessiales, Symbiodiniaceae.